This is a messenger RNA of Thlaspi arvense, 2866 nucleotides long. The record is from the annotation of a GenBank genome assembly. NCBI's taxonomy places the organism in Eukaryota, Viridiplantae, Streptophyta, Magnoliopsida, Brassicales, Brassicaceae.
AUUUUUUUUGUUUGGAAAAAAAUUGCGCGUCACUGUUCUUCUUCUUCUAUCUAAGCGGAAACCAAUUGUUACAGUUCACAAGUAAUCUCCCCCUCAAGCUUUCUCUCUCUACCAAUUAAAGCAUAUCUCUUUCCUCUCUCUCUCUCUCUCUCCGUAAGACCCGCUCUGUGUCUAAUUUUCUUCGUCGUCUUCCCCCUUCUCGCUAGGGUUUUGAUUCCUUCAACACAGACCCACAUCAUCUGCGUUUCUUCUUCUUCUACCUCUCUCUCUAUACGAUGACCUCGACUUCCGCGAAGAACAACGGCUUGUCAGCCGCGCUUGUCUCGAAUCUCCAGGAUGUGCUUUCGAAGAGAAGAGGCGGGAGCAGCGAGGAAGGAGUUGGGAGCGUUGGAUCGGCGUCGGAGGCUCCGUCUACUUCUGAUUCCGUCGAUGUUGCGGCGGCGGAUGAGGGGAUCGACGACUCCAAACCCAUCGUUUUAGUCACGAAUGGCGAUGGGAUUGAUUCGCCAGGGCUCGUCUCUCUCGUGGAGGCUUUGAUUCACCAAGGGCUCUACAAUGUUCAUGUUUGUGCUCCUCAAACGGAUAAAUCGGCUUCUGCUCAUUCUAUGACUCCUCGAGAAACCAUUGCUGCAACUUCCGUUGGUAUCAAAGGUGCUACAGCGGCUUUCGAAGUUUCAGGGACUCCUGUGGACUGCAUCUCAUUAGGAUUAUCUGGUGCGCUCUUUGCUUGGUCAAAACCAAUACUGGUAAUUAGUGGAAUCAACCAGGGAUCAAGCUGUGGGCAUCAAAUUUCUGAUUUGAGAGUCCUCCAGGUUCUAUUCAGGUGGAGUUGCUGGAGCCAGGGAGGCUUUGAUUUCUGGAGUACCCUCGUUGUCAAUAUCUUUGAACUGGUGAGUGUAUCGAAGAAAGAUGAAAGCCAAGAAAGUGACUUUAAGGAUGCUGUUGGUGUCUGCUUACCUUUGAUAAACGCAGCUAUCAGAGACAUUGAGAAAGGGGUUUUCCCUAAAGAUUGUUCUCUCAACAUAGACAUUCCAACCACACCCUCAUCAAACAAGGGUUUCAAGAUAACAAAACAAAGCAUGUGGAGGCAGAGUCCUUGUUGGCAAGCUGUUUCAGCUAACCGUCACCCUGGUGCCGGAAAUUUCAUGUCCAACCAACAAAGUCUCGGAGCUCAGCUUGCCCAGCUUGGCAGAGAUGCUUCAGCUGCUGGGGCAGCUCGUCUUUAUAGCACCCAGAAGAAGAGUAUAGUGGAGGUUGAAUCGGUUGGUGUUGCUGGUAAAGUUGAUAGCCGUGUUAAGAAGUACUUCCGACUAGAGUUUCUUGCUAAAGAAGAAGAACACACAGAUGAAGAUUUGGAUGUCAAGGCUCUAGAAGAUGGCUAUGUUUCUGUGACUCCAAUAUCUCUACUUGCAAGAACUGAUUCGGGAACACAAGCCGCAGCAUCAGAGUGGAUCUCCAAAUGCGUUAACGCUGAUCAAUGAAAAAGGUCAUACUCGUAAAUUAUGUUACAUGAUUUGACCAAAAAGACAGACUCCAACAAAUCUGGUAACUAGAUUCUGCAUUUGUUUGUACUUGUGGUCUUGUUGUCAUUUAACCCUUUUGUUUUAUUUUAUUUAUUCGAUCCACCUGCAAGUCUCGUGGGUUUCUUUUGUUGGCUUGUUUGUUUUGUCAGUAGAUCUGUUUGGGAAUGCUUACCUUUGUAAUUGGGAGAAAAAAAAGAGUCUGUUUGCUUUCUUUUUCUCUUAUUCCAAAACCAUACAAACAUUAUAUUGAAAAGAAUGGUCUUUUUGUUUUGUAUUACCAAAUCAUGUCAUAAUCGCCAUUGCACUUGUGUGUGUUAUCUUCAUCUGCUUAUCUAAAAACACCAAAAGAGUUCAUAGAGAAAAAUCUUACAUUAUACACCACGAUCGACAACACAUCUAUCACUUGAACAUUGUUGUUCGCAUUUGGAGCAUCAACACCUUCUGAGUUCCUUCUCCCAACACUCGCCAUCCUUCUUUCCUUGUAGAGAAGAAGCGAUGAUUUUAAGAGACAGAGGAAGGAAACCAGCGACACGAACAGCACGAAGUGAGAGUGAUUCAAAGCUAGCUGGAGGGUGUUGCUGGUUAAACACAGUUUGAGAGAAGAGUUGAAGAGCCUCGUCGUAUCUCAGUGGCUGGACCUCGUAGAUAAUGCCCCACACCAAAAGUCAUGUACCAAUUCCUUGUCCUGUGUAACAAGGAUGACUCUGCUUCCUGGACAACACAACCGGACAAUGUCUUCGAUGUCCUUCGACUGUUUGAUGUUAUCUACACAAUCAACGACUAGUAAACUUCUCCGGUGGGAAACCGUUGAUUUGAUAACAUCAGAGGCCACAGUCAGACUCCUUGUCAUUGCUUGAGGACCUUCAUGAGUUUCUUCUGAAUGUGACUCAUCGGUGUCUUGCUCGUGAAUCUUUUCAGCGUUGUCUACAAACACAUGCCCAUGGAAGUUGCUGCACAGUUCUUCAUACGCACAUCUCGCUAGUGUCGUCUUGCCAACGCCUCCUUGACCGCAGAUUCCAAUCAAGAGGACUUCCUCGUUGGAUUCUAGAUCCAACAAUUCGUACAAUGCUAGCAUAUGACGAUCCAGUCCAACGAUUUUGGUUGCCAAUGAAUCGAUCUGCUUGUCUGAGACAGCACGCAAGAAAGUAGCUCUCAGAUUGAUCUGCUUUUCGAAUAGAAUACGCAUGACUUGAUUUGUAAUCGUUUCGAUCAUCCUCCAAUCAUGCUCUCAGAUUAGGAGUUGCUGCAAUAUGACUUUUGCAUAUUUUAAUUUUCGUAAUUACUCAAUAAGGCAAAAUUUUAUUUGGAUGGAAUCAUUAAUAAAGAACUAGGUAUGGUGAGAC